Fusarium redolens is the source of this 1854-nucleotide messenger RNA. RefSeq lists its product as uncharacterized. The transcript has 4 exons. Bases 1 to 1854 code for a protein of 617 amino acids. The record is from RefSeq and is a predicted model, not a curated record. NCBI's taxonomy places the organism in Eukaryota, Fungi, Ascomycota, Sordariomycetes, Hypocreales, Nectriaceae.
AUGCACCGCUUUUUACAACUUCCCCCCCGCUCCCUGCCUCGUCGAUUAUUCUCACAAUCCAUAAGCCGAGCAUCUUCACGCUUAUACAAACCUCUCAACCCCAGGACGUCAGAGAUUAGACUCCUCAAAAUACCGUCAAACCCCUCCUCCGAAUUCGAACUUGUCACUAAAUAUGGCCAGGUCACUAUCAAAGGAAACACUGUCAAAAUCCCGGACAACUUAGCUUCGGCCUUUCUCUGCACCUUGAGCAAUGACCCUUUUCGAUUCACAAUCCCAACAAGUUCAACUCAUGCGUCGUAUCUUCCAACGCGCCCAUAUCACUUUGCCUGGGUUGGACCCAAAGAUUAUUCUCUUGCUUUCGAAACUAUCAAAACACUUACGAACGGGAUAUAUGAGAACAUGCCUGAGGAAAAUGCCCCUUAUAAGACAAAAUUCGACCUCGAGUGGUUGCGGCGCCAUCCCAUGCUUUGUAUCGACAGAGCACCUGAGUUACCAAACAACCACUUGAAUGAUCCUUGGUCUGCUGUAACCGACUUCUUACAACAUCAAUACUGGCAACGAGUUUGGAUAUUUCAAGAAGUAGUUCUAACAAAUGAACUUGUUUUCAUCAGUCCAGGAGAAGCCAAUCUUUCUUGGUCUAUGCUCCGCGAUACUCCCCAAAGUAUCAUUUCCGUUGCCAAAGACAAGAAGCCCGAUUUUCUACCAGAUACAGCAUGGAACCUUCUCAGCAACCCGAUGUCAUGGGGGAAGCUCUCGUGGUUAUUCCUUGCGCAAGCACGCACCAAGAUACCGGACCUAGAUGGCUUUAAAUGGUGGGCUGUGUCAACUUUUGCAGCUAAUUUGCAGGCCACCGAUGAUCGAGAUUACAUCUAUGGCCUUCUUGGAGUUUCUGGCAUACCGAUAACUCCUGACUACAGCCCCGAGAACACGACCUCACGGGUCUAUACCAAGUAUAUUGCUGGCUGGCUGAAAGCUGCACGCACACAACAAACUACGCAUGUCCACAGCACUGGGAAAUAUGGCUGCUCAGAUUUGCCAAGCUGGGUUCCCAACUACAGAAAGAAGAGUGAAGCUUCUUCACCCUGGUGUUAUAGUGCCAGCAAAUUUCGCUCAGCUGACGAAGGUGUCGUGACUUCAUCUCCCACUCAUCAUUCAAACUACCCUUAUGUUGUCGAAGAAACACAAAGUCUGUUCAGUUGGGGUAGAGACAUGGGACCUGUCACUUUGUCCACAAACCACCGUCACGAUUCUGAUCCAGAGAUCUUGGCAUCGUUCAUGUCUUUCGCUAACUCUUUCGCCACGAGCAAUUCACAGUAUGCUACAGGGAUCUCGGCUGCCCAGGCUGUUAUCAGGCUGUUAUCCAUGGACACAUCCAAAUAUGUCUCUCAGGACCUUGUCGACAAUGCUAUGAAUCUUGCCAUGCUGAUCACCUAUUUCAAUAUGUCCGAGUCCCAAACUGUCACAAAAACCUGCAGCUCAAAUUGUGAUUAUGAUAUUCUCAAAAUGGCCUUUCCUCCAUCAGAUUUGGCUCGCUUGAAAGUCAAACUUGACGUCGUCGAAGAACUCAGCUCAUGGGGUCUCGAAACACGAAGAGAAGCCGUGUCAAGAAUCAUGCCAGUACUCUACAACUACAGAUUCUUCGAGACAAAUCGGGGCUACUUGGGCGCGGUUGAUUUUGACGUUCUUGAAGGAGAUAGGCUUUGCAUUCUCUGGGGAUACAAAGAGCCAGUAGUCUUGAGGCCAGAUGCAACGGGUUGCUAUACAUUCGUAGGGCCAGCAUAUGUAGUGGAUAUGGACACCAAGAACACAACUCCAAGCCAACGACCUCAAGGACAAUGGUUCGAGUUACGAUAA